Eriocheir sinensis (Chinese mitten crab) is the source of this 1966-nucleotide messenger RNA. Its product is annotated as piggyBac transposable element-derived protein 2-like. The transcript is spliced from 3 exons. Gene Ontology annotation, molecular function: sequence-specific DNA binding. Bases 383 to 1966 code for a protein of 527 amino acids. The record is from RefSeq and is a predicted model, not a curated record. NCBI's taxonomy places the organism in Eukaryota, Metazoa, Arthropoda, Malacostraca, Decapoda, Varunidae.
AAUAAAAAAAAUAUGAAAAAAGUGCAACCUGGCAUGACCCCUAUCGAUGACACAAGACGACACUGUACGGGUUAAAACAUCAUUGGGCGUCGCAUGAGUUUGAUUUUCCACCUUAACCCUUUACCGGGCAAGGAGCCAUAUAUGAGCAUUAAAAUAGGCGUCGAAAAUGGCGCCCACAGAGUCUCUCGGAGCACAAACCAAUACGUCAUCGAGCUUGAGCCAAUCACCAAGUCUCUGGCUACCAGCGGGGGUGACGUCAUAGUCGCCUGUGCCUCUCUCAUUGGCUGUCCUGGGACUCAAAGCUCAGUUGCUCUUCAGACACGACGAAAGGAGGAUUUCUGCGCUAGUUGUCCCGACGCCCACGGCCCCCUCUCUCUUCAUAAUGUCGCUUGAUUGUCGCAUGUUCUACCCCAGAAGAAGCAAGGCCCAGCAGAAUAUACUAAUUCCUCUGGACCCAAACAUCAGUGACGAUGAUUCGUUGGAAGAGAAAGACGACCAAGACCCUGAUUUUGUGCCUGUCUCACAUGACCCAGAUUUACCAGGCCCCAGCGACGAACCCCCCGCCAAGAGGAGGUGUGCUGCGCCACUGUUUGAGGAAGAGGUUCGGGAGGAAGAAGAGGAGGAUGACAACCGAGAGGAGGAAGAGGAAGAAGAAGAGGAGGAGGAGGAGGAGGAGGAGGAGGCCAACAAGAAGGGCAGGAGCAAGGGCACAGCCAAGACUAAACGCAGGAAAAAGAGUGCCCUUCAACUCAGGCCUACAACCUGGAAGGAGGAGGACAUCAGCAAUCCCCCCCUGCCCACUUAUAACCACCAUCCACCUGCAUAUCCAGAGACCCCCCAGCAAUACUUCCACAGGUUCUUUACCAUCCAGCUCAUCAAGCAAAUAACCUAUCAAACCAACCUCUAUGCCACUCAAAAAGAUGUUGCCACAACCUUCUCCACCACUGAACAUGAGAUCUCUAACUUCGUGGCCAUUCUGCUCUACAUGGGGAUUGUGCAGUGUCCCUCCCUGGAUGAUUACUGGGCCAUGGGCACCAGAGUACCACAAGUGGCUGACAUCAUGUCCUCGAAACGCUUUCGACUACUUCGACGAACCAUCCACUUCAACGACAACACUCAGCUUCCCGACACGGUAGACAGGUUCUUCAAGGUACGCCCCCUCUUCACCACCAUCACCGAAGCCUGUCGGAAAGAGCCUGAAACUCCGAAGCAGUCCAUCGAUGAGGUUAUGGUGGGCUACAAGGGGAAGACUGCUGGGAACCUGAGGCAGUACCUGCAGCUGAAACCAGAUAAGUGGGGGUUCAAACUGUUCUCGAGAGCGUCCGAGGAUGGGCUCGUCCACGAUAUGAUACUGUAUCAAGGAUUGAUGGAAUCAACACUCCAAGCCCACGGUAUCCCCCUCAGCCCAGUGCAGAAUACACUGUCUGACACAAGCAAGGUAGUUACAGUCCUUGCCAGCACCAUGACCUCCACCUGCACCUCUGCAAUAUUCGCUGACAACUAUUUCACCAGCCUGGAACUUGUACGGUACCUCCGAGACCAAAACUGCAGGUACACAGGCACGGCCAGGGAGGCCCGUGUUGGCAAGCCUCCAGUGAAGUCCAUCCAGGAGAUGAAAAAGAAGUCUGUACCUCGGGGAGUAUACUCUUACACAACUAGUGAUGAUGGUAUCCUGGCUGUUCGGUGGAAAGACAACAACAUUGUCACUGUACUGUCCACUGACAUAGGGGUAAACCCUGUCACCAAGCGCAUCAGAGGUCAGCGUAGCCCAACUCCAGAUGCCGCGAUGCGUUUUGAUAAGACCCUGUUCCAUGUUCCCCUCUACCAGACCCGACAGACCUGCAAGCUCUGCAGCAAGAAGGGACACAUAAUUCGCUCAAACUUUGUUUGCAUGGUCUGUAAGGUCCACCUAUGCCUCAAUGGUGAAAGGAACUGCUUUGUGAAUUACCAUGAGGCUGUGGCAUAG